AUGUGCGUUAAUACCCUCAUCAAGUGUAUAGAAGAUGAACGUGUACAAUGUAUUGGCUAUUCAUAUUGUGAAUACCUAGGCCCCAGACACUGGUUCCAGUUCGCAGACGAUACUGCACUAGUUACAACAUCCGAAGAAGAUAACCAAGCUCUCCUCGACGUAUUCACUAAAUGGUGCCGCUGGGCAGGCUUCCAAGUUAGAGUUAAUAAAUGCUCUAGAUUUGGAAUCAAGCACAACGGGAAAAAGGCUACGCAGUUUAAGCCUUAUCUCAAAGUAAAUAAUCAGAUGAUUCCUCAGGUUGAGAUUCAUUCCAAUAUCUAUAUUCAUUCCGAAUCAUUCCAAUAUCUAGGAAAGCAAUUCAAUUAUAAAAUGGACAUGGUCGUAAUCGAACAGGAACUAGAAUAUGAUCUUUUGGAAUAUUUAGAGAAAAUUAACAGGCUUCCUUUGCACCCUAGAAAUAAAAUUCUGAUUAUCACGAAGUACGUCUACAGUAAACUGCGAUGGCGUUUAUCAAUCUACAGGCUUUCACAAAGCUGGGUGGAACAGCACUUAGAUGACAAGUUCAUCUCUUAUGUAAAGCGUUGGCUACACUUCCAUAAAGGUGCAAACCUGACGCAUCUGAAGUUAGCUAGCAGCAAAUUUGGUGUCGGUCUCCAACUGGCUUCUGAUGUUCACAGAUACUGUAAGCUGUCUAUUAGAAAAAUUCUUUCUAAAUCCAUCAACAAUGAUAUCAGAUGCCUGUUCAAUCUUACCAAGUUUAAUAAUGUGCAAACUGAUUGCUUGAUUUAUAAUAAUGACAACCCUAGGUCAGCUCUUAAGCAACAAAUCGAAAAUACCGUGGUGGAACACCUCUCGACCCUUAAGGAACAGAAUACGAUAAUGAAACACGUUAGACAGGUAGCAUCACCUAAGCACAUAACGAUGUGGGACAACAUCUGCCGCCAAAUGCCAAAGAAUAUAUUCGUGUUUGUGAGACGAGCCUUGAUACAUUCCCUGCCGAAUAAUUCAAAUCUGUGUCGAUGGGGGAAAAGAGAUAACCCAUUGUGUGAAUUGUGCUACUCAAACAAACAAACACAACUCCACAUGCUCUCUGCCUGCCCGGUUUCGGCAGAUGAAGGUCGAUACACUUGGCGACAUGAUUCAAUCCUUUACACUUUGCUUCACUAUAUAUCUCAACUAAAGGAAUACGGAUUUCGAAUCUAUGCUGAUCUUGACAAUUUCGACAAUCCUAACGAACUCUUCCAUUCAAUGCGUCCGGACAUUGUAUUAAUAAAAGAUGACAGAAUCUUCAUCUUGGAAUUGACGUGCUGCUUUGAAACAAACUCUGAAAAGAGCAGGAACCUAAAGAUCAACAAAUAUGGGGAUAUUCAAAAUGAUUGCAAGAAAAGGUUUCGACACUGGAGAAAGAUUUUCGUUGAAUUUACGACACUUGGACUAGUAACAAAACAUAUAGAUGAUUUAUACAGUGUUUUUAAAAAACAAACAUUAAUUAUAAGAGAAUGA
Molecule: messenger RNA, 1503 nt
Organism: Paramuricea clavata
Lineage: Eukaryota; Metazoa; Cnidaria; Anthozoa; Malacalcyonacea; Plexauridae
Source: the annotation of a GenBank genome assembly